Molecule: messenger RNA, 1395 nt
Organism: Suncus etruscus (white-toothed pygmy shrew)
Lineage: Eukaryota; Metazoa; Chordata; Mammalia; Eulipotyphla; Soricidae
Gene: MARCO
Product: macrophage receptor with collagenous structure
Exons: 13
Coding region: 141-1334 (397 amino acids)
Cellular component (GO): membrane
Source: RefSeq, a predicted model, not a curated record
GUGGUUCCUCUUACGCAGCAUAUUUCUGCUGGCUCCAGGACUUUGGCCAACUAUAAAGCUUAGCAAUAGAAAAGGAAGAUAUUUGGAAGGAGGAAGAGUGUUUGGCUAGGCCUGGAGAAAGAUCAGCUUUCCAUGCAACUAUGUUCUCUGAAGUGGAGACCUUUGAGAUCAAUGAUCCAAAGCCCAAGAAGAGAAAUGGAAUGAACUGCUUCAUGACCCUUGUCAUUGCCUACUUGAUUCUGCUCACUGUGUGUGCUGGAUUGCUGGUGGUAAAAGUUUUAAAUCUGCAGGAACGGAUCUCUGAUCUUGAGAUUGACUUUACCAAUGAAACGCUGGACUCUGAGAUCGUCUUGGCUAAAGACAGCCAGCACAAGUUCUUCCAGUGGACAACUCACCUCCCCAGCCUGACACGUCGAGCCUCUGGGUUGCGUGUCUUGCAGUUCCAGUUACACCAGGUGCGCAGAGACCAGGAUCUGCUGUCGCAGCAGGUGGACAACUUCACACAGAACUCAGAGUUGUUCCGGGUCAAAGGUGAACGAGGCGCACCAGGGCCCCCAGGACCUCAAGGCCCACCAGGACUCAAAGGAGCAACUGGAAACAAGGGGAGCAUGGGCCAGAAAGGAGACAUGGGACAAACUGGAAUCCAGGGGAGUAAAGGUGACUUAGGAAAGCCAGGUGUUCCAGGUAUUCCUGGAAUUCAAGGAAUCAAAGGAGAUCAAGGGGAACCUGGACCCAGAGGUCUUCCAGGUCCUCCAGGAGCAAUGGGACCCCAGGGUGCCAAGGGAGAGACUGGCCGCAUUGGCCUUACGGGACAAAGAGGACCUCAAGGGACUCCCGGGCUACCAGGAGUAAUAGGAUUGAAAGGAAGCAAGGGAGACCCAGGGCUUCAAGGACAGAAAGGAACAAAAGGAGAAGCAGGAGUUCCAGGGUCCCAGGGUACAAAAGGAGAAAAGGGAACUGCAGGUUUGGCAGGACCCAAGGGUGAUCCUGGACCAGCUGGCCAAAAGGGAGAAUCAGGGACAAAAGCUCAAACCUUUGCAAAUGUCAGGAUCAUUGGCUCUGGCACUCGGGGCAGAGCUGAAGUCUUGUAUAAUGAUGCCUGGGGAACUAUUUGUGAUGAUGAUUGGGACAACAGUGAUGCCACAGUCUUCUGCCGCAUGCUGGGCUACUCCUCAGGAACUGCUAUUGUCAAUUUUGGAGGUGGCACUGGGCAGAUCUGGCUGGAUAAUGUAGCCUGUAGAGGCACUGAGAGCAGCCUGUGGGACUGCAAGAAGAGUGAGUGGGGCACUCAUAACUGCCAGCACAGCGAGGACGCUGGAGUAAAUUGCAACUGACUCUCAGCAGCUUUCCAGUUUCUGUGGCUGUGGACACUCUGCUCACCCCUGAGAUGCCAGU